Anopheles marshallii is the source of this 2586-nucleotide messenger RNA. RefSeq names its product protein FAM91A1. The record is from RefSeq and is a predicted model, not a curated record. NCBI's taxonomy places the organism in Eukaryota, Metazoa, Arthropoda, Insecta, Diptera, Culicidae. The coding region runs from base 1 to 2586 and encodes 861 amino acids. The transcript is spliced from 13 exons.
AUGGGUUCCGGGUUUGUGUCCAACAAGGUGGAGGAAUGCAUUCGACGGAAUAUCGCCUGGAAAGAUUUAAGCUCGGACGUGCGGAAGGCUCUAAACAACGAUGAAGCCGAUUAUCGCAAACAAAUUGUGGACUACAGCUUGCUCAACCAGCUUCGAUUUCGUGGCAACAUCGUGUACAGUGUGACGAAGAAUGAGAAAAAAUACUACGAACGGUUGGUGGAGGUGAACAUACGAGCUCUCCACAUAUUCCCUUAUCAUCUGGCGGACGUUAUCACCAAGGGAUUGCGCGUAACGCCAUUCAACUAUUAUACAGACAUGAUUGCAUUCCUGCUGACACACGAUAAAAAUUAUGACGCACUGCCCAACUUUACCGCUGCCGAUUGUUUGCGUGUGCUGGGCAUCGGACGGAACGAGUAUUUAUCCAUCUCGAGCGAUCUCAAGUCCAGUUCACCGCGUUCGUUCUUUAAGAAGAAUCCGUACCACUUCCUGCCGAAAUUCCCCCGCACCGUUACGAUGCAUCCAUGGUGGAUCGUCGAGAUAGGCCACAUACUGGAAAAGGACGUUGAGAACCUUACGCUUGAGGAGAUCAAUACAAUCGAUCAGCUGAUUGACUGCGGUCCACAAACGGCCGGAACGCUAGCACUGGACACGGUACAGAAACUUUACCGCAAGGGACUUAUCUACCUGGACGUGCCAAUCAGCAGUGACGAUCGGAUAAACAUACCACCGUUGCGUAACUUUGUCAUGAAUCGGGUCGCUGGAGAUUAUUUUGAAAAUCUGCUCUACAACGUGUUUGUUACAACGGAUGAGCAGUGCACCAUUUCGGAGCUUUCCCAAAUUCUACAAGUACACAUGGACACUGUAAAACAAGCGACAUCACUGUUCUGUCGGUUGGGAUUUGCCAAGAUAAAAAAUGCCUUUGCCGAGUUUAAGCUGGACGAAAGUUGGCUCAAACAGCAGGCGGACGGUGGCGAAGAUUUGGCUGCCUACAACUAUCAUGCACUGUUACUUUCGGAGGUACCGCUGGAAGUGAAACCAUCGCCCGACGGUAGCAUAACGUCCGUACCCUUCUUCCCACUGUCCGAUCCGUCCAGUCCUACAUCACCCUUACCAACCGACGGCACACCGACCGGUUCCAAUGGACCUUUGUCGAAGGAAAAAACCACGCCCGAAGCUGGUUCGGGUGGAUUCCGUUCGGCGAAGCGUGUCGGGUUUCUGUUCGAUUCCACACUGACGGCCUUCCUCAUGAUGGGGAAUCUAUCGCCCGGGCUAAAAACGCACGCCAUCACACUGUUCGAGGUGGGUAAACUGUGCGACGAAGGAAUGGCUGAUUUGCUCGAGGAGCUGGAAAAGGUGUCGAUGCUGGAUGCGGAAUCGGAGGGAGAAGUAAGUCGGUACUUUAACCACGCGGUACUGCUUCGAUCGACCAUCGUUGCGUUGAAAGGUUCGCUGAAGAUUGAAUUGGACCUGCUGCGUCUCGAGAGUAUCGAGGGACUCGACGUCCAUACGCGGAAUCGACUGUUGGAGCGAAAGUACAAGUACCUUAUAUCGGCGGCUCCAUUAUCGGGGUCGCUGUCUAGUCAGUUUACCAUUCCCUUUUUUGGCCAAUUUUACCAAAGCUCUGCCGAUGCACACAUAUGGUCGAAGCUGUUCUAUUACCACAUGGGUGGAUACGGUCCACCGUCUUUAUUUCUGAAGAAAGGUACCUUGCUGAAAUCCUUGCCUCGAAUGUUUCUCGGCUAUGGGAAGCUGUUAAUUACAAUCGUCAAUACCGACUCGUAUGUGCUAAACUCGGAAAAGUUUUAUACACUGAACGAGCACCUCAAGAACGAAUGUCUCCUAAUUCAGGGCUAUGGCAUUAACGAACCAGCGAAAGUGCACUACGAACCUUUUCCAUUCGACAUAAACGAUGAAAAUAAUCGUUGGGGACAACAUGCCGCAUGGAACGGGCUGUCGCAAAUCGUAAACAUGGAACAAACGUUCGGUUAUGUGACUUUCAUCAAUACGGGCGUCCCUGAUCUAGGCUGCGACAAUUACAAUCCUUCCGUGGUACUUAAACGAACAAGUAAUAAGAAACAAAAGAGCGCUGAAAAACCUGACGAAAGCAGCAAAGCAAUAACCGAACCGGUGAAACUUUCGACCACGGAUGAGGAGGAAACUAUGCCAGACCGUUUAUCGACUGCCGAUGAAGCGAAUGGAGUUGUGGAGGAAGUAAACGAUAAGCUAGCAGUACUGCAAACUGCAGAAUCGGACUCAGAUACUGAAAUCUCGAGGAAAAAUUCAUUACAAAAUGCAGCAGAGGAAUGGACUAUACUGGACAUCAACUUUGGUAUUCCACUGUUUGACGUUGAUUGCAACACCAAAAUUUGCCAAUACAUACUGCAGCGCCUAUGCAUCGAUGAUAACAUAUCAAUUUUGAAAGAGGUGAAUCAACAGAUGGAACGUAAAUAUCUUAAAUUUAUUUCCCAGUGCUUGUUUUUUGAAGACGAAAAUAUGGAACUUAUUAAGGCAGGAAAGUACGUGCCAAAGCUGCGCACCAAUCUUGCUUACGAGAAUGGUAAAGUGCAAUGUUGGGACGGUAAAUGA